Cynara cardunculus var. scolymus (artichoke) is the source of this 2808-nucleotide messenger RNA. RefSeq names its product vacuolar-sorting protein BRO1-like. Gene Ontology annotation, molecular function: protein binding. Gene Ontology annotation, cellular component: endosome. NCBI's taxonomy places the organism in Eukaryota, Viridiplantae, Streptophyta, Magnoliopsida, Asterales, Asteraceae. Gene Ontology annotation, biological process: protein transport to vacuole involved in ubiquitin-dependent protein catabolic process via the multivesicular body sorting pathway. The record is from RefSeq and is a predicted model, not a curated record. The transcript has 9 exons. The coding region runs from base 132 to 2663 and encodes 843 amino acids.
CAUCGGAUUAGUGAUCACACAAAAUACGAUUAAAUCACAGAGAGGUAGUUGGAGACUUGGAGUGCUGUAAUUUGUAUGAAAUCAAGCACCAUUGACUUGCUAAUCAUCAUCUUCUGCUGAUUCAUUGAGCUAUGGCUGCUCCGUCGUCAUCGUCGUCGGCGACGAACAUCAUGCUCGCAAUCCACGAGAAGAAAACUGUAUCGGUCGAUCUCUACCGCCCUCUUCGCAACUACGUAGUUUUCAAUUACUCUGAACGCGAGGCUCAGAACCUAGAAGACGACCUCGAAAACCUAAAGGAGAUGCGGAACACCAUCGAACGCUCCUCUGGCGCCGAUUCCCUCCCUUCCCGUCGCGACCUCCUCCAGAACUACUUCAAAGCCCUAACCGCCGUAGAAUCGAGGUUCCCGAUCUCCCCCGAUAAGGACCAUGUCAACUCCGUGACGUUCACGUGGCACGACGCGUUCAAGAACAAGAACAAGGCGUCGCAACAGAACAUUCACUUGGAGAAGGCGGCGAUUUUGUUUAACUUGGGAGCGGUGCAUAGUCAGAUUGGGUUGACUUUUGACAGGUCAACGGUGGAAGGGAGACGGCAGGCUUCACACUCGUUUAUCGCUGCGGCGGGUGCCUUCGCGUUUCUGAGGGAUAAUGCGGCUACGAAGGCUUCUAUUGGGAGUUCGACGACAGUGGAUGUUUCGGUGGAGUGUGCCGGGAUGUUGGAGAGGCUGAUGCUGGCUCAAGCGCAGGAGUGUGUAUUUGAGAACACCAUUGCUAAAGGGAGCACCCCUGGGGUUUGUGCUAAAAUUUCGAGACAGGCGGGCCUCUACUACGAGGAAGCCGUAGCUGCACUAAAUGUUGCACCUCUCAGUCAGCACUUCGACAAGACAUGGAUGUCUCAUAUUCAGCUAAAGGCAGCUUUGUUCUAUGCAGAAGCUUGUUAUAGGUAUAGCUUAGAGCUUCAUGAGAAAGACGAGAUCGGGGAAGAAAUUGCACGAUUGAACAGCGGCAUUAGUGCUUUAUCUGAUGCCAAGAAAUCAUCUCCAAGGGGAGCUGCACAGCAGAUACUUGAUGCAAUUAACAAGCUAGAAUCCAAUCUUAAUUGCAACCUAGAGAGGGCUAUGAAGGAGAAUGAUAGGGUGUAUCUUAUGAGGGUUCCUCCAGCCAGUUCAUUGCCACCUCUUCCUGCAUUUUCAUUGGUCAAGUCAAUGAACAUGAAUGAUGUGUUGGAUGCAAGUAAGGAGAAGAUGUUUGCAAGUCUUGUUCCUGACAAUAGUGCCAAGGCUCUUUCUAGGUACACGGAAAUGGUUGAUGAGCUUGCNAGAACUCAAGCUGAGAAAUUGCAGCAAGGGAGCGAGCUUGCUCGAGUGAGCCUUAAGGAAAUGGACUUACCUGAUUCAAUUCUUGCUUUGGAAGGACAUUCUGUCUUGCCAACAGCUCUAUGGGAAGAUGUGGAGGCAGUUCAAAUUAGUGGGGGUCCAGCUGGCUUGGAAGGUGAACUCCAGCAACUUCGAGAUUUAAGGAGGGUAAACCACGAAUUGCUGGAUCAGACUGAGGAGCUCCUCCAGAAAGAAGCAGCAGAAGAUGCACAGUUUAGAAGCCAAUUUGGGACACGAUGGACCAGGCCUCAGUCUAGUACCCUCACAAAGAACUUGCAGGAUAGAUUAAAUAGGUUUGCAGCAAAUUUGAAGCAAGCGGCAGACAGCGAUGGUAAAAUUGAACGCUCUGUGAGGGACCACAUGGCACUCAUGUCUAUCCUAGAUAGCCGUCCGAUCGAGUCGGCCCUUCCAACCUUGGCAAGGCCAAUCAUGUCUUUGGAUGCCAAUGAAGAUGCUGUAGUGGGGGCUCUGAAGCAGAGCUUGAGGCAAUUAGAGACACUGGGUGCACAAAGGGCAGGUCUGGAGGACAUGCUUAAAGACAUGAAGAGAAAGGAUGAUAUACUUCCGAAGUUGAUGACAUCCAUUGGUUCACACGAGGAUCUCUUCAGAAAGGAGAUAGCAAAAUAUGAUCAAAUAUGUGAAGAUAUAUCCCAAAAUCUGCAGGCACAAGAGCAAUUAUUGCUACAUAUUCAGGCUCAAAAUAGCGAGUUUGCAGGCACCUUCAACAUUGAGGACUACAGGGCUUCUUGUGAAAAGUGCUAUAAGCAGAUUGAGGCUGCUAUAGCCAGGUAUCGAGAAAUCAAAGAGAACAUCAAUGAAGGAUUGAAGUUUUAUGUUACUCUUCAGGAAGCAAUCACAAACGUAAAGCAGCAGUCGAAUGACUUUGUGAUGACCCGAAGCAUACAGUGCCGAGAAAUGAUUGAAGAUGUACAAAGACAAAUGUCGGGUCUCAGUGUUCAAGAUGGUAGAAACUACAAUUACUCUGUCGGACGGUCUCAUCAGUCACAAAGACCUGAGGCCGCCAAUAUGGCCAACACCCCUCGUCCUCAAACACCAUAUUACCAGCAACCACCACCAGGAUAUGGUCAGCACCCGCCGCCUCCUUAUAACACGGCGCCACCAAGUGGUGGGUCCCCAUACCCCCCUCAGCCAGGCCAACAACAAGGACCGCCAGGGCAGCCGGCUUACCCGGGUUGGCAGGGGUCCUAUUAUAAUGCACAGGGUCAGCAACCUGGAUCUUAUUCGAGGCCUCCAUACCCUCCUAACCAGAGUGGCUACUAUAGACAAUGAUUUGUUUCUUAUUUUUUGGCCUGGUUUGACGUUAUUUUUGGCGUGGAUGUGAUGUGUAUAUUUAAGUUGCAAUUGUUUAUUUCAUUUGUGUGGUUUACAAACUCGUAUCGUGGACAUAUAUCAUCUCGACAUAAAUAACAUAUAC